Molecule: messenger RNA, 2571 nt
Organism: Oncorhynchus masou masou (cherry salmon)
Lineage: Eukaryota; Metazoa; Chordata; Actinopteri; Salmoniformes; Salmonidae
Product: PR domain zinc finger protein 4-like
Exons: 11
Coding region: 100-2571 (823 amino acids)
Biological process (GO): regulation of gene expression
Cellular component (GO): nucleus
Molecular function (GO): protein binding; DNA-binding transcription factor activity, RNA polymerase II-specific
Source: RefSeq, a predicted model, not a curated record
AGUGUGUCACGCUGUCAUGGACCCGAAGAGGAAGCCUUUUGCCAGCAGAAUGCACACAUUUCACACUAUCUUGGAUGAGCACACACUGCCGAAGUCAGAAUGAAUGACAUGAACCUCAGCCCUGUUGGGAUGGACCAGUUAAGUGUGCCCGCUGUGAGUGCCAGUCAUCUGGGUCUACCCACCUCCCCAACACACAACCCCAUCACUACGCCAGGCAUGUCUGUGGCUAUACCCAGCCUGGGGCCCUCUCUUGGGUCUCUGCCCUCUGCUCUGUCGCUCAUGCUGCCAAUGGGUCCUCUUGGUGACCGGGGGGUCAUGUGUGGCCUUCCAGAGAGGAACUACUCGUUACCUCCCCCCCCCUACCCACACCUGGAGAGUAGCUACUUCAGACACAUACUGCCAGGUAUCCUGUCUUACCUGGCAGACCGGCCUCCCCCUCAGUACAUUCACCCCAGCAGUCUGAACAUGGACGGGACUCUCUCUGUGUCCAGCCAGAACCCCUCAGGGCUGGACCCUUACAGUGGCCCUGGAGGCCCUCUGGAACAGGGCCUGGUGUCCCUGGACUCCCGUCAGGUCAGUGGCCAGGGAGACCUCCACCAGGGUGGGGGCCACGAGGUGCAGCUGGACUCCACAGGGCUGAACAUGGAGUCCCGGGUCAGCAGCCCCAUGUCCCCAGACAGGAUGGGAGAGGACCUGGCCAACAUGGAGGGGGUGGUGGGGGCUGAGAACCAACAGCAGCUGGGAGGGAGGGGCCAGAACCACGAGGGCCUGGGAAGAGUUGAGUCCUCUGGGGGCGUGAUGCCCCUGCACGGGCCUGGCCUGGAGCUUCCUGUGGGGAUGGAGCCAGAGCACCUCGGGGGCCGGGUGGGGAACUCAGGGGGAGGCGGUCUGGGGGAGUCUUUACACAGCUCAGGGGAGCUGAACUCUGGGGUGGUGAGUGUGGUGCUCACCCAGUCCCAGCUGGAGCCUGUGUCCCUCCAUGGUCAUUCGGGCAUGGGCCUAGAGCCGGUGAACGUGUCCCCCAUCACGGCAGAGGUGUCCAUGGGGCCAGAGAACAGCCUGUUGCUGGUCAACUCCACCCUGCAGCUGGAGGACUCCACUUCCAACAAGGAGAAUAUGGUCACUGCCUUCACCAUCUGGUGUACGCUGUGUGAGCGCUCGUAUCCCUCCGACUGCCCAGAGCACGGCCCAGUCACCUUUAUCCCAGACACGCCCAUCCAGAGCAGAGCGCGACUGUCACUUCCUCGCCCGCUCUGCCUCCGCAUCUCUGUAGCUGAUGAGCCUUUUGGAGUGUUUGCUCGGGACAUCAUACCUCCCAGGACCUGCUUUGGACCCAUGGUGGGUCAGCACUGUAGCAACGUAGACCUGCAAGACUGGCCAGACAAGGACACCCCUCAGAUAUGGAAGAUGUUCCACAACAACGUACUGGAGUUCUGUAUCGUGACCACAGAUGAGAAUGAAUGCAACUGGAUGAUGUUUGUCCGCAAGGCAAGGACCAGAGAGGAGCAGAACCUGGUGGCCUACCCCGACAACGGGAAGCUGUUCUUCUGCACGUCCACUGAGAUCCUCCCAGACCAGGAGCUGCUCUUCUACUACACCAGGGACUACUGCAGGCAGAUGGGGGUCCCUCAGGUCCCAGAGGGCCAGGUGUGCCAGUGCGGCAAAGAGUGCCAGUCCUUCGCCGAGCUCAAGUCCCACCUGAGCAGCCACAACAACCACGGCCAUUCCCACAGCCCCAGCCAGGACCACCACCAGGAGGGCAAGCUGCCCAGCGGUACCUCCAUCUCCUCCUCAUCCCCCUGGGCCUGCCACUCCCACAACAGCAGCCUCUCUCAUAACACUAACAACUCUGGCUCCAACACACACAGACACUUGCUUGAGAGGAAGUACAAGUGCAGUAUGUGCUCGCGGGCGUUCACCACGUCCACUAAGCUCAACGUGCACUUCAUGGGACACGUGGGGAUGAAGCCGCACAAGUGUGAAUACUGCAGCAAGGCCUUCAGUGAUCCGAGCAACCUGAGGAUGCACCUCAAGAUACACACAGGUCAGAAGAACUACAGGUGUAAUGUGUGUGAGAAGUCGUUCACUCAGAAGGCCCACAUGGCGUCUCACAUGGUGAUUCACACGGGGGCCAAGAACUUCAAGUGUGACCUGUGUGACCGGAUGUUCAUCAGGAAGCAGGACCUCAAGCAGCACAUGUUCACACAUACACAAGAGCGUCAGAUCCACUGCCCCAAGUGUGACAAACAUUUCUUGAGGACCAACCACCUGAAGAAGCACAUGAACUCCCAUGAGGGCCGCCGGGACUACAUCUGUGAGAAGUGUGAGAAGGGCUUCCUCACCAAAUACCACCUCACCAGACACCUCAAGAUCUGCAAAGGCCCCAAGACUGACCGAGGGGCCCAGGAAGAGGAGGGGGAGGAAGAGGAUGAUGAUGAUGAUGAAGAAGAUGAUGAUGAUGACGAUGAAGAGGAAGGAGAGGAAGUCGAGAGACUGAUAGAUCCAGAUAGCAGAGAAGACUGUGGGUUAGAGGGAUAUGAUUCUGAGAAACCAUUGUCCCCACACAAUUGA